Molecule: messenger RNA, 1019 nt
Organism: Cucurbita maxima (winter squash)
Lineage: Eukaryota; Viridiplantae; Streptophyta; Magnoliopsida; Cucurbitales; Cucurbitaceae
Product: late embryogenesis abundant protein 6-like
Exons: 4
Coding region: 475-828 (117 amino acids)
Biological process (GO): embryo development ending in seed dormancy
Source: RefSeq, a predicted model, not a curated record
ACAUAAACUUGAUUCGGCUGUUGAGUGAGGCGUAGAUACACCGACUGUAGAGAAGAGCUAGUGAUCGGCAGCAAUAACGACGGCGUCGGAGUGCGAUUUUGGAGAGGAAGAGUUUCGGGCGUGCUGUGGAAGCUCCAAAUUCGCCGGAGAAAUGGUUUUCGCUUCCCCUUAUUCCUCCUCGGAACAAGCUGCAGGUUCAAUCAGUGCUGGUUGCUUACAGUUUUUUGAACGGAAUUAAGAAUAGAUAGUAUUCUUCUAUGAUGCGAUUGAAUACUGGAACGUAGAGCUUGACCUCAGGUUGAGUAAGGAGGAACAGUCAACUGCACUGGCAACCGUGACUGGCUUUAGAUUUCAGCCAAGGGAGCGAAUGCAAAUGAACUAUAAAUAUGGCAAUGAACUUGGGUUUAAUCAUUCGCAUUCUCUCUGAGCUUUUUGAAGGCUUUUAAACCAUUUUACCAGUCCGAAGACAAGAAGAUGCAAGCAGUAAGGGACAAGCUACACGACAUCACCGCCAUGCGGAAGGCCAAGUCCGAGGCGAAGGCCGAAGAGAAGGCAGAGAAGGAGCUAGCAAAGGCAAGAGUGGAGGUGGCUCAUGAGGUAAGAUUGGCAAGAGAGGCUGAAGCUGCAAUGAGUCUUCAUGUUGCCAAAGCUGGAAAGAGGGCUGAGAAAGAAAUGGCUAAGCAUGCCAAUGCUCACACCAAUAUCUUUGUGGCUCCUGGCGACGGCACCACCACCAACGUGGCCACCGCUCCAGGCGUGACUAUGGUCGGAGCCCCUGGCACCGUCGACAUGGUUGGACCUCAUACCGUUCAUAAGAAGACACUGUAACUCUGGUAACGCCAUCAAAAAGCUUGUCAUCUUUCAUUUGCAAGUAAUUACCUUUGUGUUUGAUUUGUUUUUCUACAAGUUCUACCACAUCUUUAGAUGUUGUGUAGUAUAUAUACAAAAGAUGUAACAUUGUAUUCGGGAGCUUCCUCCCGAGACCGUUCAUAACAAGAAAUCGAAAGUAUUUAAAGAUA